AUUUGUAUUGAAUAGGCAUAUUUAUUACGACAUGAGUACCUAUUUAGAUGUUAAUAUCAUUACAAAUUCUCGUUUUGAUACAAAAUGGCUGAAAACAGAUCUUCAAGAAGCUAUUAGAAGACCUCAAUUAGCACAUUCAUGGAAUGAGCUGGUUAAGGAUGGAGAACUUUUUGGAGAAUUUAGUCAGUCAUUAUUAAAUUCUGCUGGAGCUCUAGCUCAUAAAGGUGAGAAUGGUGUCUACUAUUGUGGAUUAAGAGUACUGAAUUGUACAUGUUGUGAUGGAGUCUGUGGCCCUCAGAGGGGAUGUAAUUGUAGUCCUUGCCAACAGCUAUCCACAGAUGCUCCACAGUUAAAAAACAAACCGAAACCUACUUCUUCUCAAAAAGUUUUGAAUUCUUGGACCUGGGCUGCAGAUCAAAAACAUGAAGAUUUGUUGGCUAGUUUGUCCUCACUUCAUUAUGAACAACGGGAACUCUGUAGAUUCAUUGCUGGAAGUGCCUUGUCAUCUUGCAGACUUCGACAAAGGCUAAUGAUAUCACAUAGAUACUUCGUAGCUCUUGGAAGACAAAGACCUUCAGAGCCAACUAAAUACUGUGAUAAAUCUCAGUCGCAUCAAGCUAAAAACUCAUUGUUCAUUACUGAAAAAAAUAUAAAACUGGUGGAAAAUGCUUCUGCAGGAUUGGCCAAAGUUGGCACCAGAGCUGCCCUAAAUUUUUCAUUUGCAUUUCUUAGACGUGCUUGGAGAUCAGGUGAAGAUUCUGAUCUUUGUACUGAAAUUCUAAAGGAAUCAUUAGAAGCCUUACAGUCCUUACCAGAAGCGAACUUGUUUGAUGAUGCUGGAGUUUCUUCUGUUUGGCUUGAAGUUGUUGACCGUUCUACAAAAUUUUUGCGCCAAGUUGUUUUUGGGGAUGAUAAUUAUUCAUCACCAUCGCAGGAUAUACCUCUACUUGAUCAACAUUAUGCUUUGUGUCUCCUUCUUGAAUUGGCUGUUCAAAGAGCAACAUUAAGUCAUUUAUUAGAAGCAGUUCUAUUGCUUCUUCGAUUAUGGAAUAAAAGAACUGACAACAGAGACAACAGACAUGAUUCUUCUGUUGAAAACCCUCCUCUUAUCCCAUUACUUAAACGACUGGCAAAUAUAGAAUCUUUUAAAGGAAAUAGAAAUAAUGAGACAUGGAGUGAAACAUCUUGUGUAAGUGCUACAGAAUGUUUUUUACGCUACCUCCAUAUGCCAUCAGAUGAUUCAGAACCCGUGGACCUUCAGUUAGCAGCUAUUGUUAUUAUGGCUCAUUUAGAUAGAUUAGCAACUCCAUAUCUCCCGCCUCCAACAUUUCUAGAGAGUACAAAACUUUUUCAAGAAGUUCGAACCUGGGGAUGGGUCCCAUGGAGCCAUGAGGCUUGUAAUCAACUAGGUGAAAUAGGAGUUACAAAAAUGUCUUGUUCUGAGAAAUCAGUCCUAAUUUUGACUGUCAAUCACCAGGUCUAUUUACUUUCUAUUAACAGUGAAGCUCUGUGCCCUGAACAAAUUGAAGCAUUGAGUGAUAAAAACGUCAUCGAUAUUUCAUGCAGAGCUGAUGGUAAACAUUUCUUAGCUCUUACUUCUGAAGGAGAAGUUUAUUCUUGGGGAAUGGGUGAUGGUGGAAGAUUAGGCCAUGGUGAUACCAAGUCCAGAAGUGAACCCCAUCUUAUUCAAGCUUUGGCUUCCCAUAGAGUUACAAGGAUUUCUUCUGGUAGUAGCUACAGUGCUGCUGUUACUGAACGUGGUGAACUUUACACAUGGGGACGUGGUAACUAUGGGAGAUUAGGCCAUGGUAGUAGUGAAGAUGUCAGUCUUCCUACAUUAGUUUCUGCUCUAAAAGGACUGCAUAUAGUUGAUGUUGCUUGUGGAAGUGGUGACGCCCAAACAUUAGCUGUGACUGACUUAGGUUCGGUCUAUUCAUGGGGUGAUGGAGAUUAUGGGAAGUUAGGUAGAGGUGGCAGUGAUGGAAGUAAAUUACCGAAAUUAGUUGAAAGGCUGCAAGGUAUCCAUGUUGUUAGGGUUUUCUGUGGUAACCAAUUCAGUCUUGCACUUACAACAUCUGGAGAACUGUAUUCAUGGGGAAAAGGAGACAAUUUUAGACUUGGACAUGCAUCAGAUGAACAUGUCCGAUUUCCAAAAUUGAUUUCUGCUUUUAAAGGUAAAGUUAUUAAAGAAGUAGCCGUUGGAAUGGUACACGUAUUAGCCUUGACAGAUAAUGGGGAAGUUUAUGCAUGGGGUAAAAAAGAAUAUGCUCAGAUGGGGGAUGUUAGUAUUAGCGAUGAACCAACUUUCAUUCCAGCACUUUCUUCAGGAUACGUCAUAGGAAUUGCUGCAGGUCCUACACAGAGCUUUGCUUGGGGUACAAGUGAGAGUUGGAGAGUGGGAUUAAGGGUUCCAUUUGUAGUUGAUGUUUGUCUUGAAACAAUUGAACGGUUAGAUCAAAUUCUACAACAAUCUUCUGAGGGCGCUCUAGGCAAUUCUGAUUGGCCUCCCCCUCAGCAAAAAGAGUGCAUGAUUGUUGCUACUCUUAAUCUUUUACGAUUACAGCUCCACUCAAUGACAAUUCAUAAUGUUGAUGUGAAGUCAGUUGGCCUUGAAACAGGUUCUAGUCUUCUAAUGAAUCUCAAGAAAGUAGUUGUAGAGCUAGCCAGCAAUAGUGGUGUACUUGAAACAAUCCAAGCUGCGGCACAGGCUACCUUACAAGCUGGCUGGAGUAUUCUGCUUCCGACUGUAGAUGAAAGAGCCAAAACCUUAUCAUCGCUUUUACCUGCUGCUGAUUGGCAUGAUACUAAUGUUAGCCAAGGCCAACAUUUUAUGACAGAUUUAUUAGUAUCAAGUUUAAUGGCUGAUGGUGGCUUGGAAAUUUCUUUAGAUGCUGCUAUUAGAGCUGAACACACAGAAUUCACCGAAGGAAUCACAUCUUUGGAAACUAAUUCUAAGGAGAAAUACUUAACUACUGUUCCUCUUUUUUACCUAGUUAAGCAGCUUUUGAGAAACUGUUUAUGGCAAGUAGAAACAAAAUUAUCGAAAAUGGGUUGUGAAACUUGGUAUAACCAUCAAACUUCACCAAGUCUCAAUCUUCUCCUGAAAUUUCAAAGACUUCUUAUAGCCCAAAUAUAUCCUCAUAGCUCUCAGGAUAAACCAUUUUCAGAACAUUCACGUAUUGGCGCUGAAGCUUUAUUAAAAAAAUACGUUGAACAGUUGAGUAAGCAAGUAACUUGUACCAUGAAUCUUGCAACUGAAACAGCUGCUCAAGGAAAUAAAUAUUUUUAUUUAGUAUCAUCAAUUAUUCGUGGAAGUUGCAUUGAGGUUCUUGUACCUGAGCUUAUAUUUUCCCUUGUGAUGCUCCAUGAAGAGGUUCCUUUACUGAUGCAUUCCGAGGAUUGGCUGCAUUUGCUUUUACCUCUUCUAGAUUCAUUAGAAAGUUUUAAUAGGUAUAUACCGGGUUUGGAAAGUGAAGAUGAAGACGAUAUAGCCUGGUCAGGAAUGCCUGCAAAAUCAAAGUCAGGAGAAGAAUUACCAUUUAUUCGAAAAGCUGAUCUUGAAAAUCACAAUAGAGAUGGUGGGUUGUGGAUUCUAAUUAAUAAUAAAGUCUACGAUAUUCAAGAUUUAAGGUGUGAUGAAACUUGCAAUGAAUUAGUACAAAAGCUGAUUGCUGAUGGCAGUACUGGGUUUAAACAAACAAAUAUUUCUCAACUACCAUUAGACCUUUUGCAAGCAUAUUGUGUUGGGGUUUAUGAAGAUCCUGACGACGAUAUCUUAACUUCUCAUGGCGGAAGCAUCACCUCUGCAUUACUUGAUGCAGAAAGAGCUUUGGGCUAUCUUUUAGGUCUACACGCCCAUUACCUGAAUGUUAGUACUGAAGUAUCAGAAGAAGAGCUUGCACCUUGGACAAAUUCAACGUUUUUAAGGGGUGGUCUGCAUGUUGCUAUGCCGCCUAAUCCAUAUGAAGAAAAGGGUGAAGCUAGAAGUACUGGUUCUACUCCUACUGAACCAACUUCCCCUCUCUCACAUUCAUUACAUUUAGAUAAUGAUUUGGGAAUAUCGGAACAAGCAAUGGCAUCAUUGAUGAAUUCUUUGGACCGACAUUAUAAACAGCAUAACCUUCUGGUGCAUGGUGAUUUCAGCAAUGACCAUCCUGUUGAAGAAGUCACAAAGCUGUUACUAGCUGUUCUAAUAAAACACCUUGCCCUGAAUCCUUUGCUGUUUACUACUUCUGAAAAAGGACAAGUAAAUUCUUCUUGUUUUAAUGCAUUGGCCAAAGCGAUUCAUCAAACUAAAUGGAAAUUGGUAAAAAUGAGGCAAGAGCAAAAUAGAUCAUAUAAGGAGGUUUGUGCUCCAAUAAUGGAAAAGUGCAGAUUCCUGCUAUUUGAAGUCAGACCUGCUACUAGCCAUGAAAUUAAUGCUCUUAAGAAUUUGCAGUUAUUAUUUAUUGACUCUCCGUGGAAAAGGAGGGUUAAGAAGUACAUAUCCGACCUAAAGCAUAGCCAGUCUUCUACAGCAUCUAAAUUUUUAAAGUCAGCUGAAACAAAAUCAAAGAAAGUUAUUUCUAAUAUUCCUGAAAAAAAUUCUAAAGAGCACAAGUACAGAGACUCUUAUUCUACAGAUGAUGGAAAUAUUCCUGUUCGAGGGCCUGUAGAUCUUGAUUUAAUGAAUUCUAUUGUUGACUUUGUUACUCAGGAAGAUGGUACUGACAUAGAAACACUGAGGAAAGCAAUGUAUGCUCAGGUUGAAAGAGCUCAGCUUAGAAAAAAGGGACUAGAUAUGAUUUUAGUUUUGUUAACAAAAAAUUUCCUAAUACCUUCUGUUAAGUAUAAUAUUUUGAAUGGUUGGUUGGGUCCAAAUUAUGCUGCAAAUGUGCCAAGAGAAAUGCCCAAGCAUGCUAUGGAUGACAUUCAGUUGGUGACUCCUAACCAGAAAUUGGAAGUUCUUUUAGCAAAAAGUCAUGUAAUUGAAUGGUCUGCGAACUAUUUACGAGAAUUAGUCCAGCCUGGAUGGCCUUGGUCCAAAGCCUAUUUAAAAAAUAAUGUAAUUCCUACAAGAAAACUUUCUUGGACAAGGUUCGUGCUUGUUAUAUUAGGCAUGAUUACUGAAAAGUUUGAUGGUAAUGAACUGAGCCUCUUAAUAAAUUCAGGAAUUUUAUCUCUUAUAGAAACUAUUUUAAAGGAUUUAGACAUUAAUAAUACUCCUCCAGAAAAAGAGAAAACUGUUGAUGAUGUUAAUGUUAUAUAUGAAGAAAACACUAAAGAUUUUAGUCAAAAAAUUGAUUUGAAUGCAAUUGCAGGAUCAAAUAUAAUUUCGCUACUUACAAUUGGAACAAGGGUUGUCAGAGGACCAGACUGGAAAUGGGGUGAUCAGGAUGGCCCACCUCCUGGGGAAGGAAGAAUAAUUGGUGAACUUGGUGAAGAUGGAUGGAUACGUGUUCAAUGGGAUAAUGGUUCUGCUAAUUCCUACAGGAUGGGUAAAGAAGGAAAAUAUGAUCUUAGGUUAGCAGAUCCUCCUUUGGCCGAAGAGAAUGAUCCUGAAAUUGACAUUGAAAUAGACACGCAGAAAAGUUCACAUUUUGAAGAUAAUGAUCCUAAUGAAGUUCUUGGACAUUCUGCUGUUUUACUUCUGUGGUCAUUAUCGAUAAGUUGUGGCUUGAAUGCACAUAAAAUGCAAAACUCGAGUCUAAAAAUUUUUACAAGCCUUUUAAAAGUUAUGUUGAAGAAUGCAACUAAUGAGGAAUUGCAGAAUGCGAUGCCAAGUAAAUGCUGGAUCAAUUUAGGAUUAUUGAGAGCAAUAAGUGUAAAUUCGUCAAUUUGUAAAUCACUUUCAUCUCAUUCUUGGUUAGAUCAGCUUUUUUCACUUAUAAAUACUAUUUCAAAAAAGGAAUUAAAAACACAGGUUUUGACUUAUCGUUUACUCCGGGUGAUCUUACCUUCUGGUAUUAGUGAAAUUGAGGAGAAAUAUUCUGUUUUGGAAAGACUCCUGCAUUUGUUGGGUGAAAUUUCCAUUAGUUGUAAAGCUGACAUUCAUAUUUACAAUGGAGAAAUAAAAAUACCUGUGUUAAUUUCUCCAUCGCAUACUAGCACAUUGAUUGAAGAAAGUGUUGACCUCGUGAGAACUCUGCACUCUAUGAAUGAAUGGAAUUCAGUUUGUAAUCAAAUGCUAACUACUAAGCUAGCUCUUGCUGGUGAUCUUCUUUCUCACCCAUUGCUUAACUUACAGAAUGAAAUUGAUCCAGAAACUGUUAGUAUGCAAUGCAGUGCAAUGGCUUCAUUAUUAGUACUUGGUGGAAUUGAUAGUCGACCACAUCUUGGUGCAUCUGUUACUAUUUCUAGUCCUCCAUCCAAUGGUAUCAUUUGUCGAAUAAGCAAAAGAGGAAAAUUGAUGGUGCAAAUGAAUGAUGGAAGUGGUUUAAAAAUAGUAAAUCUUCAUGCUCUGAAGCCUGUACCUUCCCUGCAGUUUAGCUUGGAUCAAAUGCCACUGACUGAUUCAUUAUUGGAAACAUGGGCUACAUUGUUGUCACUUACUACUUAUUCCCAUUCGUUUAAGACUGUUCCAGCUGGAUGCAUUAAUAUGCCACUUCUUCACAACCAACAGCAAGUAUUGGCAGCAGUAAAAGCUGGUAGAUUACUUCUUAGUUAUCAGAGUCGUCUACGAAGAGUGUUAAAACAGCCUUAUUCAUCUUUAGAGACUUUGAAUGAAUGUGAUGAUACAGACUCAGAUCCACACUCUCUCCUCAUUCAUCAGUUAAUUCUGAAUGCUGUUCAGCCUUCACCUUUGAAGUCUGAAUAUAGCAGGACUGAAUUGGAGGAAGCAGCCAUUUGUGUUAGUCAGUACUUAGCUACUCAAGCCUUUGUGAUGCAUGAAUCCGAAAGUAAAGUAUGCAAAAUACCUACCGCUCCAGUUGUUACGCAAACUUCUGCUAUUUAUUCUUCUACAGUCUCUUCUCCCCUUUACACUCAGCUGGUAGAAAUGGGAUUUUCCAAAAAAACUAUAGAAUCUGCAAUUAAAUUUUUAGGAACUGCAAGUGAAUCAGGGAUAAAUAUCGAUCGUGUCAUUGCUUGGCUUCUUGAACAUCCUGAUGAAGCUGUUUCUAGGUCUGCAUCUAUUUCUUCGUUUGAUGCUCUUUCUGACCGUGAUUCUUUAUCUGAGGAAUGUAUAUCAGCUGCUGAUGAGCUACAAAAUGUGGUCACACAGUACAACAAAAGAAGUGAUUUUUUGAGCAAUGAUGAAUAUGCAAUGUACGUGAGGGAUAAUGUUGCUCCAGGAAUGUUUGUCAGAUGUUGUAAAUCCUAUGAAGACGUUGUCGAAAAUGAUGUAGGGCGUGUAGUUAAAGUUGAUCAUGAAGGUCUCCAUGACUUGAACUUACAGGUUGACUGGCAAGGCAAAGGAGGCCUUUAUUGGGUGCGAUUUAUUUAUGUAGAAUUGCUUGGGUUUUCUUCUAAUGUUGUUCCACCACCACCUAUUAAAAUAGGAGAUAAAGUUAGAGUUCGUCCAUCUGUAACUGUACCCAAAUUUAAAUGGGGAUAUAUUGAUCAUAACAGCAUUGGUGUUGUGACAGGAAUCAGUUACAGUGGUCGGAGGGUGACUGUUAAUUUUCCUGAACAGAGUAAUUGGACUGGACUUAUCUCAGAGAUGGAAGUUGUUCCAUCUUGCCAUGUUGACGUCUCUUGUAGUGGUUGUAACUUGAGUCCAAUCACAGGUCCUAGAUUCAAGUGCAAAGCGUGUGAAAAUUUUAAUUACUGUGAAAACUGCUUUUAUACCCAAAAAGGACACAGACAUUGUUUCAACAGAAUUACUGAACCAGGAAGUGCAGCUGUUUUUGCUGGACGACCUGGUCGUUACAUUCGUCAAGAAUUUCUGCCUAGUGAUCCUGAUAUUAUUGAAGACUGGGUUCAAUGUAUACAUUCCUUUUCUGUAUCUAGCAAGGAAUCCUCAGCAUUGAAUCUCUUUGAUCCACAUGGUGACAAUUUUUGGCAAAGUUCUGGUCCUCAGGGAAAGCACUGGGUUCGUUUAGAUAUGCAACCAGAUAUAUUAAUACAUUCCCUCAGGAUGAGGGUAGAUCCUGCAGAUAGCAGUUACAUGCCUUCUUUAGUAGUUGUUAGUGGUGGUCCAAAUUAUGUAUCACUUCAAGAACUUUCAACUAUCUACAUAAAAAAUAGUGACACUGUUGUUACUUUGCUGAGUGAUAUGAAGGAGUUCUAUCCAUGUUUGGAAAUAGCCAUAAAAUUAUGUUGGAAUGGUGGUAUUGAUUGUAAAAUACACAAUCUAUUUAUUAGUGGGAGAAGAAAACCAAUGUUCAGUGAGUUGCCAUCUGCAGUAUCAUUCCUUGCAAGUGACUGUAGUGAAAUUCGUGAACUUAACAGGAUAUAUCCCUCCAGUAUUAAUUGUGCUUUUAAAGUAUUUGUUUGGGGUCUCAAUGACAAAGAUCAACUUGGAGGAUUAAAAGGUUCAAAAAUAAAAUACCCCGUUUUUUCAGAAACGUUGUCUGCUUUAAAACCAAUAUACAUUGCUGGAGGCUCAAAAUCAUUAUUCAUUGUGACUUAUGAAGGAAAGGUGUUUGCAUGUGGUGAAAGCACAAAUGGACGAUUGGGGCUUGGACACACGAAUAAUGUUUCUAUGCCACGACAGCUUACUACUCUUAGUCAAUAUGUUGUGAAGAAAGUUGCUGUUCAUUCAGGAGGAAAGCAUGCAUUAGCACUUACUAUCGACGGCAAGGUGUUCUCAUGGGGUGAAGGCAGUGAUGGUAACUUGGGACAUGGUAACACCCAAAGUCUUGAAAAGCCACGGAUGAUUGAAACAUUGAAGUCAAAAAGAAUUAGAGAUAUUGCAUGUGGAAGUUCUCAUUCUGCUGCAAUAACUUCAAAUGGCGAACUUUAUUCUUGGGGACUUGGUGAAUAUGGCAGACUUGGUCAUGGUGAUUUUCAAACUCAACUAAAACCAAAAUUGGUCAAAGCACUUGCAGGUCACCAUAUUAUUAAAGUAGCAUGCGGUAGCCGUGAUGCUCAAACUUUAGCUCUUUCCAGUGAGGGGUUAGUUUUCUCAUGGGGUGAUGGCGAUUUUGGAAAAUUAGGAAGAGGAGGAAGUGAAGGUUGUGAUCUUCCGCAAAAUGUUGAACGUUUGAAUGGGCUUGGUGUAAUCCAUAUUGAAUGUGGUGCUCAAUUUUCACUUGCACUUACAAAAAGUGGACAGGUUUGGACAUGGGGAAAAGGUGAUUAUUAUCGUUUAGGUAUUGGAUCAGAUCAGCAUGUAAGAAAACCAACUCUGGUAGAAGGACUUAAGGGUGAAAAAGUAAUUGAUGUUGCAGUUGGCGCUCUACACUGUUUAGCUGUAACUGAAUCAGGCACUGUUUAUAGCUGGGGUGAUAAUGAUCAUGGCCAACAAGGGAAUGGAACAACUUUAGUGAACAGAAAACCAAGUUUAGUUCAUGGAUUUGGUGAGGUGAAAGUCAAUAGGGUAGCGUGUGGUUCUUCACAUUCUGUAGCUUGGGUUGCCCCAGAUCCAAAACCACCUGUGUCUCAUGAGCCAGUUCUGUUUGCUAAAGCCAAAGAUCCUCUUGGAACCAGUCUCCUUGGAUUUGGUGAUCAAGAGACUUCAAAAGAAGGAACAAAUUGUGGAAAUGCAGGAUAUCAACGAGACUCUUUAGCCCAUAAUAUUUUAUCCCUGGAUUCUAAUGUUGCCAAACAAAAUGCACUUCAGCAUAUAUUAAAUGGUUUGAGAAUUCUCUAUGCUAGAGAUACUGUUGUGGCAGCUCUGCAAAACCACACCAAAGCCCAAGAGCCAAUUCUUGCUGAUGAUGGACUUGAGGAUAGUACGAUAUCUUUUUUACAUGGGCAUAAUAAUUUAGAAAUCGCUCAGGGUGGUGGCGAGGCUCCCGCUUCGGAAGCUGAAGCUGCUGCAUCUUUGAUUAAUAAGUGGUCACCUGAAAGUGCGGAAAGUCCAUUACAAGCUUUCCCAUCUUUAACAACAAGUUCUACAAGUGUUUCGUCACGCACUUCCCGAAUGUCUGCUAGUGCCAUGAGCAUAAUUGCGGCUACCAUCAAAUGUAAUCCACAAUUGACACCCAAUAUGAUGCUUGGGAUAUCAGAUACAAAUGGGACCGAAAAUAGUACGUCUGAUGACUUCACUGCUCUACUUGGUCUAAAUGAAGCACGCAUGCUUGUGGAUUUGUUAAAACUUGCUAUUGUAAAUAGAGCAGGAGACAAUGCAAAAGAAACAUUGACAUCUGUUUUGAUAGGAAUUGCAAAAAAUCAAAACUCAGCUGCGAGUAUGCUGCUUGAACUGUGUGUGACAGAACUGGAAGAUGUAGCUUUAAACAACAAUAAUUUAAUUUCUGUGCCAAUGCCCGUAGUUCAAGAAAGUAGCCAUCCUUACAUAGAUGAUGUCUGUCUUUGUGGAACAGUCAAAAUACCAGGUGCUGAAGAACUUUUAGUAGAAUUUGAUCGACAAUGUUCCACUGAGAGGAGACAUGAUCCUUUAGUAAUCAUGGAUCCAUCUGGGAAAACUUUAGCUGUUAAGUCAGGAAGAGAAUGGUCUGAUUGGUGCUGUCCAGUCAUUGUUCAAGGUGAUGAGUUGAGAUGGAAGUUUUCUAGUGACAGCUCUGUGAAUGGCUGGGGCUGGAGAUUUACUGUUUAUCCUGUGGUGCUUCUGCAGAAUCAAUUAGGAUGUGAUAGAAAUGUGUUGAGUAAACCUUCUGUUGAAGUGGUAAUGUGCCUUUUAGAACCAUGUCUUUCUUUUACUGCUCAACACAAUCUCAUUACAAGAUUAGCAGCUGCUCUGGCUUCUUGUGCCCAACUUAGCUCUUUAGGUGCUGAAGAAAGAAUGUGGUGUCUCGAGAGGUUACAUGAUGUAAUCAGUUCUCCCCUUGGAAAAUUACUUGAUAUAACAUCAAUGCUUCAGUCUGACACCAUGGACACAUCUCUUUCUUGCCUUCUUAAAACUAUGCCCAUAGCUCUAAUAAAGCAGUAUGAGUAUGAAGAUCCAGCUGUGAAAAGUGGAAAACAACUUAUGUACAGCCCAUUUUUCAAGUCACUUGUUGCUCUUGCUGCUGAUUUAGGACUGGAUACUUUACCAUGUACAUCUGAUAUUCACAAAUGGGUUUGGUUUAAGCGAUAUUGUAUGGGCAUCAGAGUUGCUUCUGCCUUAAUCAGAAGGAAUGUUCUGCCACAGCAGUUUUGUCAAGAGGUUCAGAACAAAAUUUUGGAACUCACUCCUCGAAAUGAAGAACUAAAUUUGGAACAUGAAAAUCAUGAAAUAUUCAAGCAAGAAAAUGAUGAACAGUUAUUACUGUGGCUUAAUAGAAGAAGUGAUGAUUGGAGGCUCUCUUGGGGAGGUUGUGGUGCAAUAUAUGGUUGGGGUCAUAACCACCGUGGUCAGCUGGGUGGAGUGGAGGGUGCCAAAGUUCGCCUCCCUACGAUAUCAGAAUCACUUUCAGCACUUCAUCCAGUUCAGCUUGUUGGUGGCGAACAAACACUGAUGGCUGUUACCCCUGAUGGGAAAGUUUAUGCAACUGGUUACGGAGCAGGAGGUAGAUUAGGUAUUGGAGGAACUGACACCGUUCUUACACCAACUCUAAUAGAUACGCUGCAAACAGUUUUCAUAAAAAAAGUGGCAGUUAAUUCUGGAGGAAAGCAUUGCUUGGCACUGUCAGCUGAUGGAGAAGUUUAUUCAUGGGGUGAAGGUGAAGAUGGGCAGCUUGGCCAUGGAAAUAAAAGUAUGUGUGACAGGCCCUGUGUCAUAGAAGUUUUGCAUGGUAAAAAUGUUGUUGAUAUAGCUUGUGGAGGUGCCCAUUCUGCAGCCAUUACUGCAAAUGGGGAACUGUAUACCUGGGGAAAAGGAAGAUAUGGUAGACUGGGCCAUGGUGAUUCAGAAAACCAAUUGAAACCAAAAUUGGUUGAAGCAAUUCUUGGAUAUCACGUAUUUGAUGUUGCUUGUGGAAGUGGUGAUGCUCAAACUCUUUGCAUUACAGAAGAUGAUAGUGUUUGGUCUUGGGGUGAUGGAGAUUAUGGAAAACUUGGACGAGGAGGAUCAGAUGGUUGCAAGGUUCCAUUAAAGAUUGAGUCACUUGCAGGCUUGGGUGUUAUUAAAGUUGAAUGUGGUUCCCAGUUUUCAGUUGCACUUACACGGUCAGGAAGUGUAUAUACAUGGGGAAAAGGAGAUUAUCAUAGGUUGGGUCAUGGUACUGAUGAUCAUGUGAGGCGACCAAAGAAAGUGGCUGCUCUUCAAGGGAAAAAAAUUAUAUGCAUAGCUACAGGAUCCUUGCAUUGUGUCGCCUGCAGUGAUCAAGGAGAAGUUUUUACGUGGGGUGACAAUGAUGAAGGACAACUAGGCGAUGGCACUAUUAAUGCCAUUCAGAAACCACGCCUUCUAGUCGCAUUACAGGGUAAAAAAAUAACUCGAGUUGCAUGUGGUUCUGCUCACACCCUCGCGUGGAGUACAGAUAAACCACUGUCUAGUAGCAGAGUCCCCUCUAAGGUUCCAAUGGAGUAUGAUCUGCUAAAAGACUUCUCGCCCAACCUUCUCAGGAACAGAUUAGUACUCUUACACCAUGCUUCUGAUCUUCUCUGCCCUAUUGUUUCAAUGCUGCCUUUAAAUGGAGAAAUAAGUCUCAAUUCUUUACGCUCAAUAUUAGUAUACUCUACGAAAGAAGCUACGUUUAGAAAGGUGGUUCAGAGUACAAUGGUUAGAGACCGGCCACACGGUCCUGUUGUUGAAUUAAAUAGAAUACAAGUCAAAAGAGCUAGGGCAAAAGGUGGUUUAGCAGGCCCUGAUGGUAUGAAAUCUGUUUUUGGACAAAUGGUUUCUAAAAGAUCAUCUCUUACUCAAGAAUCCUUAUUUUUACCUCAUCGGAUUUGGAAGGUUAAAUUUGUUGGUGAAAGUGUUGAUGACUGUGGUGGUGGUUAUAGUGAAAGCAUAGCUGAAAUGUGUGAUGAGCUUCAAAAUGGAUCACUUCCCCUUUUAAUACCUACUCCGAAUGGAAGGGAUGAAACAGGAACAAAUCGAGAUUGCUUUCUUCUUAAUCCACAUGUUAAAUCAGCGUUACAUAUGAAUAUGUUUAAUUUUCUUGGUGUGCUGAUGGGGAUUGCAAUACGGACUGGUAGUCCUCUUAGUUUGAAUCUUGCAGAACCUGUCUGGAAGCAAUUGGCUGGGAUGCCGCUUACUCUCGCUGACCUUACAGAAAUUGAUAGGGAUUAUAUUCCAGGAUUACUCUGUAUAAGAGAUAUGGGUAGUGAUGAUAAAGAAUUGAAUACCCUGGAUAUGCCUUUCUCGAUUCCAUCAUCUGCAGGAGUCGAUGUUCCUUUGUCUUCUUGUUACAGGAAAAUAACCCAAGCUAACAAGCAUGAAUACAUACGCUUAGCUCUUAAUUAUAGAUUACAUGAAUUUGAUGAGCAAGUGCAAUCUGUGAGAGAAGGUAUGGCGAAAGUCAUUCCAGUCCCGCUUCUGUCCUUGUUUAGUGGAUAUGAGCUAGAAACUAUGGUUUGUGGUUCACCGGAUAUUCCAUUAAAUCUACUCAAGUCUGUUGCUACCUAUAAAGGAGUUGAUGAAUCGUCUUCUUUAGUUCAGUGGUUUUGGGAAGUAAUGGAAGAGUUUUCUAACCAAGAAAGAUCUCUGUUUCUCAGAUUUGUUUGGGGAAGAACCAGACUCCCAAGGACUAUUGCCGACUUUAGGGGUCGAGAUUUUGUUUUACAGAUUUUGGAUAAGUAUUCUCCUCCUGAUCAUUUCUUACCUGAAAGCUAUACUUGCUUCUUUCUGCUUAAAAUGCCUCGUUAUUCCUGCAAGGUGGUAUUAAGAGAGAAACUCAAGUAUGCUAUACAUUUCUGCAAAAGCAUAGAUACUGAUGAAUAUGCUCGAGUUGCAAUGCCUGGUAGCACACACACUUCAACUAACAGUGACAGUGAUGGUUUAGAGUCGUUUGCUAGUGAAGACAUUGCAUCAAUUACCUAGUCAAUCGUAUUUUUACCAAAUGAUAUUAUUUAUUUAUAUAUUAGAUAUAGUGAAAGAAUGUAUAUCAUGUCUUAAACCUCUAGGGAUGAGAAAAGCUUUUAGUAAAUUUUCAUUAAAUAUUUGUAAUCAAUAAAGAGAUAUUUUGUAAUAUGUUUUGUUAUUAUCAAAAUUAUUAUUAUCAUUUUUAUAAAAAAAAAGUUAUUUAUUAACAGCCUGGUAAGAUUUCGGAGCAAUAAAUUUAAUGGUAUUGCUAUUAAAUUGUGAAGGUAGGUGGCAGUUUCCCCUAAGGGGAAUUGCAUUAAAGUAAUUGAAUGAAAGUAUGUGAUAAAGCCUUUUCAAACGUAACCUAGCUCACUUGAGUUGCCAAGCAGUUUACCAAGUAACUGGUUCUCCCUACUUAGGAUCCAAUCACUAGUGUCAACUACUUCAUCAGUACGGUAAGUACACAUUUUUUUUCUUCUUUCUCUUCAAUUCUACUUUUAAUUAUUUCUCUAUUUGCUUUGGUUGAAUAGUUAUGAAGAAAUCAGUGAUACUGAUUUUAAUUUUUGUAAUCCUUGGCUCACAUGGACAAGAACUACAGUUUUCUGAAUUGGUUGAAGAAAAAAAGUGUCAGAGACUUUGCAAAUUAAUGCAAUUGGAGCAUCAAUGUAAUCAAUGUAACACACGCAUGCCGAUAAGAUUUGGGAAGCGUUCCAGAGGAAUUGAAGUAAAACUACCCUCAUUUCCACACCAGUUUCUUCAAAACGAAUUUCUUAUUCAAAUGUUAUUAAGGAAGAAUAAUUUUAUCAGAAAGUGACAUGUUGAUCUAACUUCAAAUUACUUAUUUAAUUUUUAGUUUUUAAUUAAAUGUGUAAAUAUAAUUCUGCCAAAAAACUAAUCUGAACAAAUUUUAGUUUGC
This is a messenger RNA of Nezara viridula (southern green stink bug), 14846 nucleotides long. The record is from the annotation of a GenBank genome assembly. Lineage: Eukaryota; Metazoa; Arthropoda; Insecta; Hemiptera; Pentatomidae.